AUGAUAACCCCUUCGAUUGCCGAACAAAAGGCGAAGGUAAACAGCCAGAUCCAGGACCUGCGGAAGAAAAUACAACUCUCAGAGGGAGCAAGCAAAGCCUUCUAUGAGGAGAGCGAGGCGGAGAAGCAGAGCAACAAGGCUUCCAUCACUUCUCUCAGAGCUGAUAUCAAACUCCUCCAUGUCAGAAUUGAAGAGGCUAAACAGGGCAGCGAGCGCAGUGUGGAAAAGGUACUGCAGCAGAGACGGCGAGCCAACAGCGCCCCCUGUCGCGUGAAAAAGGCAGACGGGACUAUCAAAGCAUCCGAAUACAAGCUACACGAUUUGGUCAAGAGGCUCAACUUCCUCCAACACACGUCAAAGCAGCGGGAAGACCGACUCUCUUCGCUGAACAAACAACUGGAGGAAGCUGCAUCGGAGAGAGCCCAGGAGGAACAACAAACCAUCGAGCAACUGCAGCAGGAGCUCAUCACCUUGGAGAAUGAGCUGGACAGGGUGCGCGUGAACGUCGGCGAGGCCGAGAGCGUCAAGAGACGCUACGGUGCCAUGGUGACAACGCUGAAGGGCGAAGCUGCAUCCUACAAGACGACUUUAGACGGGUUACAAACGAGGUUUGCCGAUGAAAAAGAGGCCGUCAGGAGACUCAGAGACAGCCGAAAAAACGCUGAACGGACAAGAGAUUCUUUACGAGCCCGCCUUCACGAGGAAGAAGAAAGCGCUUACGAGACGAAAAGGGAAAGAGAAAAGAGGCUGUAUGAAUACAGACGGAGGGCAGAGGAACGGCGUCAGCAGGACCUUGGCAUGGCAGCAGACCGUCGCUUGUCCCUGCUGAGGUCACCCACCAGGAGGGACUCUCCUACGCCACUGAUGGCCUGCAGCAUCCAAGAUAUUGAGGGAGAACUGGAGAAAUUCCAACUGGUCUUUGCUAAACUCAAGGAGGUUCUAGGCGUCACCAGCGUGGAGGAGGUCCUUGACAGGCUGACAUCGCAAGGAAACACUCGUGAACACUUACGCCAACUACGUUCUGUCACCCUGGAAGAGGUGACGCGACUGAAACAGGAGAAAGACCAAUUACAUGAGGAGCUACAUCGAGUUAAAUACGAAGCAACUGAAGAUGCUGCUAGGUGA
Messenger RNA from Macrobrachium nipponense, 1125 nucleotides. It is a transcript of the gene CCDC151, whose product is annotated as outer dynein arm-docking complex subunit 3-like. Gene Ontology annotation, biological process: cilium movement; outer dynein arm assembly. Lineage: Eukaryota; Metazoa; Arthropoda; Malacostraca; Decapoda; Palaemonidae. The transcript is spliced from 8 exons. Bases 1 to 1125 code for a protein of 374 amino acids. Gene Ontology annotation, cellular component: ciliary rootlet; ciliary tip; cilium. The record is from RefSeq and is a predicted model, not a curated record.